Molecule: messenger RNA, 5424 nt
Organism: Cygnus olor (mute swan)
Lineage: Eukaryota; Metazoa; Chordata; Aves; Anseriformes; Anatidae
Gene: OXR1
Product: oxidation resistance 1
Exons: 18
Coding region: 460-3153 (897 amino acids)
Biological process (GO): response to oxidative stress
Cellular component (GO): nucleus
Source: RefSeq, a predicted model, not a curated record
UCAUCCUCUUGGUAGCAUCCAGUUCUGCCCCCUGUUUCUCCGCUCUCCCCCCGCUGCUCAUCCAACCCCCACCCCUCCCUCGGGGGUAGGUUCCGCGCGGCAGACGGCGGCUCGGGCACUGAGCAUGUCCGAACGCGCUCGGCAGCAGCGGCCGCCGCGCCGAGGUUCGCGGGGCGGGAAGGAGUGCGCGCGCCGGGGGGCCGCGUGAGGGCUGGCGCGUGCAGCAGCAGCAGCAGCAGCAACAGCAGCAACCGCCGCCGCCGCCUUGCAAGUCAACAGAAACAGCCUGUGCAGAGAAGUGAAUUCAUAAAUUUGAAUCACGCUUCCCCCCCAUCAUGUUUGGCACCAGGAGGCAGUGAGAAUGCCUUGUCCCACUUGAGCCACAAGCGGAUUCUGGAUUCUCCUGCUUGGAGUUAAUGGAUGUAACCAGGCAGCAACCAAUCUAUAUGUCUUCUGUAAAUGAUCGUCCAAGGGUUUACCUGUAGCAGUGCUGUCAUGCUCCCAGGAAUAAUCACAAGAUUAAAGAAAAAGUCACAGUCGGUGGAUAUUAGUGGGCCAGGAUGCAACCCAGUGGCAGCUGAAGCUCAGACUCCUCAGCCCAGUAAAUCUUUGCUUGCCACUAAGGCAACAACUUCUGAGGAGGAACAGAACAACACCGCAAAUACCCAAAGACGCAACCCACGGAGGAGUGAGUUGAAGAGAUAUUACACCAUCGACACUGGCCAGAAGAAGACCCCAGACAAGAAAGAUGGGCGACGAAUGUCUUUUCAAAAGCCUAAAGGGACUAUUGAAUAUUCUGUGGAAUCAAGAGAUACUUUAAACAGUAUUGCCUUGAAAUUUGAUACAACACCCAAUGAACUGGUUCAGUUAAAUAAGCUUUUCGCCAGAGCAGUCGUUCCUGGACAGAUUUUGUAUGUUCCUGACCCAGACUACAUUUCUAGUGUGGACAGCUCCCCCUCUCUAAGUCCUAUAAGUCCCCUAUCACCUACAUCUUCAGAAGCAGAGUUUGACAAGGCUACAAUAAAUGAUCCAGAUGGAGUGCAACGGAAGGAGUCAGCUGCUUCACCAGCACAUGCAUGUGUUCGUCCUACAAGAGUGGUAUCAUCCACCUCCGAAGAGGAAGAAGCAUUUACGGAGAAGUUUCUAAAAAUUAACUGCAAGUACAUCACCAAUGGCAAGGGUACAGUCAAUGGUGUGCUGCUAGUGACGCCAAAUAAUAUAAUGUUUGAUCCUCAUAAAAUGGAUCCUCUGGUCCAAGAGAACGGCUGUGAAGAGUAUGGCAUCAUGUGUCCCAUGGAAGAAGUGAUGUCAGCUGCUUUGUAUAAGGAAAUUGUGGACAGCAAAAUUAAGGAUUCAUUAAGCAUAGACAUAGAACAGCUGUCUGUAAGGGAACUUGGCCAUUCCAAGAAAGCUGCAAAGAGCAAUACAGAUGAAAUGGAUUCAAGGAUUCGGGAUACAGGCAAUGACAGUGCUAGCACUGCCCCAAGGAGUACGGAGGAGUCUCUUUCAGAAGACGUGUUCACAGAAUCAGAACUCUCUCCAAUACGUGAGGAACUUGUUUCCUCAGAUGAGCUUCGACAAGGCAAAUCUUCUGGAGCAUCAUCAGAAUCUGUCCAAACAAUAAACCAAACAAGUGCGGAAUGUUUAACAAUAAUUUCGGACUCGAAAGAAGCUGACAGUGACUUAAAACUCAGUGCUGAAAUGGUUGUAAAUGUUAAACAGUUUAGUACCCACAGUUUAGGUUCAAAAAGCACAGAGAUGGCUGUAAAGAGGGGACAAGAAUCUAGUGAAAAUACUGGGAAUGUUCUCCAGAAGUUGAGGCAAGACCCACAUGGUAGCAAAGAACAGAACAAAGAGGCAAAAAUGGACCAAGAUCAAGAUUCCAUACAAGCAAAAGAGCCAGAAAUACAGAGUAAGACAGAAGAAAGUCCACAUUGUGAAGAUACCACAGACUCUCCAAAGAAAGAGACUACUAGCAAAGGAAAAAUAGUGAAAGAGCGAACUCAAGACUCUGAAACGGAAGUUGAGGAACUUCGCAAACUCUGGAAGACCCAUACUAUGCAACAAACCAAACAACAAAGAGAAAACAUGCAGCAGGAUUCACAAAAAGAAAUCAGUCAGAAACCUGUGACUGCAGGAGAUGGGCAAUCAGAAGGUUCUUCCCAUAUGAAAGAAAAACGAAGACAUCGAUCUCACAAGUUUUUACUUCUCAAGGUUGGAAAACCUAUGAGAAAAACAUUUGUUUCACAAGCAAGUGCAUCAAUGCAACAGUAUGCUCAGAGAGAUAAAAAACACGAGUACUGGUUUGCUGUUCCACAAGAAAGGACAGAUCACUUGUAUGUCUUCUUUAUCCAGUGGAGUCCAGAGCUAUAUGCAGAGGAUACUGGGGAGUCUCUUCGAGAGCCUGGAUUUAUAGUGGUAAAAAAGAAGGAAGAGCCUGAAACUAGUGAAGAAUCUACUACUGAAGAUGCUGCUAAAGAGUGGGAGGUAGUGUCAGUGGCUGAGUAUCACCGCAGGAUCGAUGCUCUAAAUAGCGAAGAACUGCGCACACUCUGCAGACGUCUCCAGAUAACAACAAGAGAAGAUACCAUUUCAAAACAGGCAACAAACAUAAAAACAGACCUGGAGCCUGAAGCAUUCCGGCCAAAUCUUAGUGAUCCCAGUGAAUUACUCCAGCCAGAACAAAUAGAAAAGCUCACAAAGUCUCUUCCACCGCGGACUAUUGGAUAUCCAUGGACUCUUGCCUACAGUACUGCCAAGCAUGGCAUGAGUUUGAAGACUCUGUAUCGAACUAUGCUGGGAUUAGACACACCUGUGUUGUUGGUUAUCAAAGACAGUGAUGGACAGAUUUUUGGUGCACUAGCAUCUGAACCAUUUAAAGUGAGUGACGGAUUUUAUGGCACUGGGGAGACCUUUUUGUUCACUUUUUCUCCAGAUUUUGAGGUUUUCAAAUGGACAGGAGACAACAUGUUCUUCAUUAAAGGUGACAUGGACUCCCUUGCUUUUGGUGGAGGAGGUGGGGAGUUUGCUCUUUGGCUCGAUGGGGAUCUCUACCAUGGAAGAAGUCAUUCGUGUAAAACAUUUGGGAAUCAUACACUUUCUAAGAGAGAAGACUUCAUUAUUCAAGACAUAGAAAUUUGGGCUUUUGAAUGAGUAUUUAAAUAUUUCUACAGGGUAUUGUCCCAAACCUGAAAUUAAUCAGUGCAGCUCAAAGUCCUUAUGAGCAAUAUAAUGCACCUGUUUACCUUUUGUUUUUGUAAGUUUUCAGCAUGACCAUCAAGUUGUUAUUUUGCAGUAGCAGACUUCUUUUUUUAUGCUUUCAUGUGUGUAAUAUACUGUCCUACUUUUUCUAAGAUGUAGACACUUUUACAAAAUACUGACUGUGGACUAAAAAAAGAAAUCAGUUACUUCAAACCUUGCAGCCUACAAACUUUAUCAUCCUUUUUACAGUUGCCUCCCACGUUUCCCACACACAUCUUUCUGUAAUCCUGCUAGGGGGCUGCUUCAUUGAGUAUAGUUUAUUAUUUUUGUAUUCAAAUUAUAUCUGUGAAUGAAGUUGCCCUCUGUGAACCUACAUAACAGGAAAGCUGCGUGUGGGUAUUUAGCAGUAGUAUUACAGUGAUUUGUCUGGACCAAUGAUGGGUAAAUUUGUUUGGUGCCACAAACAGACAAGAUGCCUAGCAUUCCUUCUUAACACAUACCAGGACGCAUAUGAUCAAGUUAAGAUAUUCAGAGUCAACAGUGCCACUUGUUUUUUUUGUUCAUGUUUAGAAAAAAGUCAGUUAAACAAUGUGUUCUAGCUGCAUGCUGAUUGUAUUAAAGAGUGAUUUGCACAUGCUGUUAAUGAUCUGCAGGUUUGGGACAAUUACUGACAAUAUUGAGCUACAUGGCAAAGAUCUUUAAAAUAGCAGGGUAAUGUAAGAAUGUGAUAGUUCCACAAAAUUAAAAGGCUAAAGCAAGUAAAACUCAGACAACUUGUAGCUAUAGUAGGGCAUUAAAAGUACAAAGAUUAUGAAACAUGCAUCUUUCUUCAACAUAGUCAGAUAUAUACUGUUAUACUGUUGUAGCCGUGUAGCACAUCAACUCCAAGAAUAUAGCUUAUUCCUGUCCAAAGAAAAAAUAGUUGUGAUGUUUUUUGAGUGGGUCUAUGUUGUAAAUUUACAGUUAGCACCAGCUCUGAUUAAGAUGAGACAAUGUACUAUAGAUAGACAAUAUUGUAAUUCAGUAGACUUGUGGAAUAUGCAAACUUACUGUCAUGUGACCUCAAAAAAAUGACAGGCUAGUAUACAGUUCCAGUAGCUCUUGUCCACUUUUGUAGGAAAAUUGAUAAGCCAUUGUGGCAAUAACAGCUCAACAAAACUGUUUGUUUCAAAGCUUUUAUUCUAUGUUCUGCAAAAAAGCAACAAAAAAAAAAAAAUUGCUGUUAAGUGUGACAGUGACUGACUUUGUGCUGAAAUUUCAGCUAUUUCAGAUAAACAUUGUAUAUUAUCUUGUAAAUUAAUGUUUAAAGUAGUUUUGUUAUAGAAAAGUGUUGAUUGACGGGUUGCUUAUAGCACUUUAACUUAUUCUAGAAAUGAAAUAAAAGCCAAAUGGGUUGGCUUAAGUAGAUGUAGUUGUAUAUUUCAAAAUAAUUAGAUCUUUGGGAAGUUUUAAAAACUUAUUUGAAGACAGCUUACUGCUAUGGUAAUGAGAAAGGGCAGAUGGUUCAUCUUAUAAUAUGCUAAUGCUCAAUAUGAAUAGAAAUACAGGGCUCUGUUUCCUGUCUAUGUAUAGCUCUCUAUCCUUAUUAGAACUUAGUACAAUGUGUAGACUAAAUGUUUACAAAAUAAGGAACUGUAAAUAAAUUAAAAUGGCUUUUCUUCCCUUUGGUCUUCCACAGCAGUAUUAUUGUCUUUGUGGAGUUAAGACUAAUUAUUGCAAAAAAUAAAUAAAUCCUGUAAUGGAUUUUAAGUACUCUAAGGUCACAGUGAUGUAUAGCAAAUAAAUCUAAAUAUAUGUAAAAAAUAAACUUGAGUUGGAGUUUAUUUAGAAGUUGGAGUUUACUUAGAGGCACAAAUGUAGGUUAUUGCUUUUAGUUCAAAAACUUAAGUGAAUACAUAGUACUCAUUUACUCCUCCUUAAACUUCUUACUCUUUUGAUGUGUGAUAGGUAUUUAGAAAAUGCCUGGAGAGUUUCUGUAAGAGUGUGGAAGAAGAGGGAACAAAAAUAAAAGUGUAAGGGUCUUGGGUUUUGUUUAAUUGAAAUUACGUACCUGCUUUGAUUUCCUUUCUCCUUCUAAUAACAUUGAAUGAUAAAUGGCUAGUAACAGCAUACUGAAGUGUCAUGCAGCUUUUAGAAUUUCUUUGGUCCUGCUUUGUCAAAGAUGUAUAUAAUUGGCAACAUACAUAUUUCUUUAAGAGUACUAAAAACAAUCAAAAUAAGAAA